Drosophila busckii is the source of this 1914-nucleotide messenger RNA. RefSeq names its product bifunctional purine biosynthesis protein PURH. The record is from RefSeq and is a predicted model, not a curated record. Gene Ontology annotation, cellular component: cytosol. The coding region runs from base 47 to 1819 and encodes 590 amino acids. Gene Ontology annotation, biological process: 'de novo' IMP biosynthetic process. Lineage: Eukaryota; Metazoa; Arthropoda; Insecta; Diptera; Drosophilidae. The transcript is spliced from 4 exons. Gene Ontology annotation, molecular function: IMP cyclohydrolase activity; phosphoribosylaminoimidazolecarboxamide formyltransferase activity.
UUGUCGCUUGCAGCACUACACGCAACUCCCAGCAGCAAUUACAGCCAUGGCCAGCAAGAAAAUAGCUCUACUCAGCGUUUCGGAUAAGACAGGUCUACUGGACUUGGGCAAGCGUCUGGCUGCCCUAGGCUUUGAGCUGGUUGCCAGCGGUGGCACGGCCACAGCGCUACGCGCCGCAGGACUGGCUGUCAAGGAUGUGUCGGACAUCACUGGCGCACCAGAGAUGCUGGGUGGACGUGUCAAGACGCUGCAUCCAGCUGUGCAUGCCGGCAUACUCUCGCGCACCACUCCCAGCGAUCUGGCGGACAUGAAGCAGCAGCAAUAUGAGCUUAUACAGCUGGUCGUCUGCAAUCUGUAUCCAUUCAGCAGCACCAUAGCCAAGCCGGAUGUCACCUUGGCCGAUGCAGUGGAGAAUAUUGAUAUUGGUGGUGUUACCUUGCUGCGUGCAGCGGCCAAGAAUCAUCAGCGUGUAACCGUUGUCUGCGAGGCUGUGGAUUACGAACGCGUACUGGCGGAACUUGCGGCCAAGGGUGAGACCACGCUGGAGACUCGACAGGCGCUUGCUCUUAAGGCCUUUACGCACACGGCCAGCUAUGAUGACGCCAUCUCUGAUUACUUUAGAAAGCAAUAUGGCAGUGGUGUUUCGCAGCUGCAGCUGCGCUAUGGCAUGAAUCCCCAUCAGAAGCCAGCACAGCUGUAUACACAGUUGGCGCAGAUGCCGCUGUGUGUGGUGAAUGGUUCGCCUGGUUUUAUUAAUCUCUGCGACGCGCUUAACGGUUGGCAGCUGGUGCGUGAGCUGAAGCAGGCGCUCAAGCUGCCGGCGGCCACAAGCUUUAAGCAUGUCUCGCCUGCCGGCGCUGCUGUGGGCGUUGCGCUUAACCCAGCCCAGGCCAAGCUCUGUAUGGUGGACGAUCUGUAUGAGCAACUGACGCCGCUGGCUACGGCCUAUGCGCGCGCACGUGGCGCUGAUCGCAUGAGCAGCUUUGGUGACUUUGUGGCGUUGUCGGAUGUGUGCGAUGUGGUGACCGCUAAGAUUAUAUCGCGUGAGGUAUCCGAUGGUAUUAUUGCUGCAGGCUAUACGCCCGAAGCGCUGGAGAUUCUCAAGAAGAAGAAGAAUGGCAGCUACUGCAUUUUGCAGAUGGAUGCCAACUAUGAGCCCAGCGCCAUAGAGCGCAAGACUAUUUUCGGUCUAACAUUGGAGCAGAAGCGCAAUGAUGCUGUCAUUGAUGCUCAGCUGUUCAAGAAUGUGGUCAGCAAGCUGCAAUCCAUGCCAGAGGCUGCAGUUCGUGAUCUAAUUGUGGCCACCAUAGCCUUGAAGUACACGCAAAGCAAUUCGGUUUGCUAUGCGCGCGAUGGACAGGUCAUUGGCAUUGGUGCGGGUCAGCAGUCGCGCAUACACUGCACGCGCUUGGCGGGCGAGAAGGCAGACAACUGGUGGCUGCGUCAGCAUCCCAGCGUAGCGGGCAUGAAGUUCAAGGCGGGCGUUAAGCGCGCUGAGAUCUCCAAUGCCAUUGAUAACUAUGUGAACGGCACUGUAGGCAAGGAUAUGCCAAUGACACAGUUCCAGAGCAUGUUCGACAAGGCGCCAGAGCAGCUGACCACGGAGCAAAAGCAGCAAUGGCUAAAGCAGCUGAAGGGCGUGGCCCUAGGCUCUGAUGCAUUCUUCCCCUUCCGCGAUAACAUUGAUCGCGCCAGUUUGAGCGGCGUCUCCUAUAUUGCCAGUCCAGCGGGCUCGACAAAUGAUGCGGGCGUCAUUGCUGCUUGCGAUGAACAUGGCAUCAUUAUGGCUCACACCAAUCUGCGUCUCUUCCAUCAUUAAAUCUGCUAUCGAAACCUGCACAUAUCAUUAACAACUGCAACUGCAUUCCUUAUAUACAAUAAAGAUAGUAUCACUCCCUUGCCUUAGUUAAACAA